AUGGUCUACCAGAACAGCAAAGGCUUCCUUGUGAGCUGUGAGCACCACGAGGACACCUGGCAAGGCUGGAUCCUGGGCCUUGCCGGACAUCCACUCUAUGUGGCCGAGUCCAUGCCCGCUGCCCACCAAGAGGUGCCUGGUUCAUGGCGUGUGGUUCCAACCUGGGGCAAGGAUCCAGCACCGAGCGUGACUGCAGUCUUCACGGCUGCAGAGGCGACCCUGCUUCAGCUCCAGAAAGCUUUGGCUUCAGCCGAGGAUGCGGCCGCGACCGGCAAUUUCGAUGAUGCGCAGGCUUUACUCGAUGCUGCUCAGGAUGAUACCGAGCACCUCCUCGAUCACGCGGACAAUUCGGGUGUCGCACCUGCGCUGCAGCGACUGCAGUGCUUGCGGGAGUCUCUGCCCUGGCGUCGGGCGUCGGCGCUUAGGAGCCAAGGUGUCGAUGCUUCGGAUGCCGAGGAUUGGGACGGAGCUCGGCGAUUGUUUGAGACGGCGCUGCGGCACAUUGACUCGUGUGAGUCGCAGGAGUCAGGCAAUCUGCGCCAAGAGUUGCGGAAGCUCUUAGCGCAAUGCCCUGAGCGUAUAGUGAUGAGUCGUCUGCGGGAGGCCGAGAAGGCCUGUGAUGCACAGCAGUGGCGGGACUGCACAAGCCUGCUUGAGUCAGUGCAGCAGCAUGCCAAAGAAGCGGCUGCGGCUGGCGCAUGUACGGCGUCACUUUGGGAGGAGCAGGCCAAGCAUCUACGGCUGCGGUCUGUCUUGGGUCAGGCCAAGGAGCUUCAGUGCCGCGGCGACGAGGCUCGAGGGUCCACACGUGCCAGCUAUGAGUCCGCGGCAACAUGCUAUAUGGCCGCGUUGGAACUACUGGAGCCGCUGCAAGGCACAGGAGGGCCAGCAUCUGCGCUCGCAGUGGAGCUAAAAGAGGCGAUGGAAGGCUUGGCAGUGCUCGCCAUGGGCCAGGUCGAAGCAGCCCUGGGCGAAGAGUCGCUCGAGGCAGGUAUCGACAUGGAUGGGCUUCUGUCCUUUGCCGACCGGGUCCUGAGGCACGUCAAGGGCUCCCAGGUCCUCCGCGUGGAGUUGGAAGCACUCCAGGAGGCGACCGCGCAAGCAAAGAUUUCUGAUCUGCGCACAUCUGGCGAUGCGGCGGUCGAACGUGGGGACUGGCAGGAGGCUGAUGCUUGCUGGGCUGCGGCGCUGCAGCUCAUCGCGGAGAGCCAG
This is a messenger RNA of Symbiodinium necroappetens, 1212 nucleotides long. Lineage: Eukaryota; Dinophyceae; Suessiales; Symbiodiniaceae. The record is from the annotation of a GenBank genome assembly.